GUUGGCAACAUUGGCGCCAGGCAGCGUUGUAGAGGGCCAUGGUGUAGUCCUAGGCUGGGAUGGCUUACGUUAAUGUAGCCGAAUGGAGCCCUGACCAAGUCUCUGAGUGGCUGAAAGGUCUGGACGAGGCCAUCUUGCCGUACAUCCAUUACUUCGUCAACAACCAGGUGGACGGCAAACGACUCCUACAGCUUAGUCCCGAUGACCUGCCCCCUCUGAGAGUUACCAAGAUCGGCCACCAGGAGAUUGUGCUCCAGGCUGUCGAACUUCUCCGCAAUAUUCACUAUCAACUGCAUCAGGAGAAUGUACAGCUUCUGGCUCUCCGUCUAAGCUCCAAGGCACGUAGCAUAUACAAUGAGUUACACCAGGCGGCCGCAGCGUCGGGGAACGGCGGGGGAAGUGCGGGAGAGGAGGAAGACGGGGAGGAUGAUGAAGAGGGAGCGGAGAGGAGAAACGCCAAGAAGAGGCAGGAAAGGGUCUCAACGGCUGUCAUUGCUGGAGUGGCCGACGUGCUGUCCUCUGUGAAGGGUCUUGUCUCAUGGCUUACUAGGCAGCCAUUUGAAGGUCAGGAAAAAUAUGAUUGCCUUAAGAGCGACCUGGUGGAACUGAGCAUUAGGUUGGCCACCAUCGCCCAGCGUGACAUGUUCGCCGAGAAACAAGCGACUGUCAUCCUUCAAUUGUGCCUUAACCUUGCCAUCAUCUCCGACAAGAUCAUUCAGGAAUACAAUGACCCGUUGAUCAUCCAACCGGCCACACUAGACAUUGCAACCAUAAAGAAGAAAGCGGAUGACGAGUGGGGAGUCUUCCUACAGUCAUCCUACCACGGGGUACAUCAAGUGUCAGAGGUGAGGGCUUUGAGUCCAGCCUACCAGUGUGGCAAGCUGCAGGAUGGGGAUGAACUGGUGCAGGUCAACUAUCAGACAGUGAUUGGCUGGAGUCCCCACAAGGUGACGGCAGUGAUGCAAGAGUUCCCCGUCGAGGUUAUCCUGACGGUGAAGAAACGGCCGCGUCACGCCAACACCGUCGCUCAGAUCUACCUGAAGCCGAUGAGACUCCCCAGCAAGAAGCGGACGUAUUCUCCCUGGGGCAGCUCUCUGGCCGCCUCUCCCCGCUACGACCUACAGAGCAUCCCUAACCUCCAGCUCUCUGUGUCGGUGCCCAUAAGACGUGUGGUAGAGACCAUCGAACUGCCUCCCAAGUCCUCCACUCCUCCACCACAGCUGACCACACCAUCGCCACAGCCUCCGUCUUCCCUCAGUGACGCACCGAGCACUGCAUCCGACAGGGAGAUCGAAGAUUCGGACUCGGAGGACGACCCCUUCCUUUCCGACAGUGACAUAGCUGGCUCGUCUCCGACCAGUGUGCGUCUCUACCACCCCAAGCCUCGGGCGCCGGUGCAGCGUCGAGCCACUAUACCCGGAGCCACUACCCGACCCUGCCUCAGCUUCGACCAGCUGUUACAGGACGUAAGAUGGACACGAGGUGGACGCAGUGGCUUACCUGAUGGUUCAGCACCGUCAGACCCAGAUCUCCUGCGAGGACCCACCGGGCUGGACCACCGUGCUGCCCGACCUCAUACUUGUAUAGGAACUGAGGACAAAGUUAGAGUGGUAAGGGAAGGUAAAGACAGAAACAUGACAGAAGUAAAGGAAGAGGAGAGUAACGUGAAGGACGGGAGUAAGAAGAGAACGAUGGAGAAUGCGGAUGACAAGAACGGGGAUAAAGGCACUGGCGACCAGGAACGUGCCUCUGACGUCGGCAAAACUGAAAACAAAAGCGAAAAGAAAGUUGUUAAUAUCAUACCGUUGCCACCGAGGAAGCCGACCAACUAUGGUGCAUCGACGGGCAACCAGAAUGCCUCUCCCUCCCUGGCUCAUCGUCCUGUGGUGGCGGAGGAGAAUAUGAACGGAGGAAGAGCGGGAAGUGCGGCGGUGCUCGCUCACGCUCCUUCCUCAAAGUCCAGCACAGUCACGCCAGAAAAGAGCGCUAACACCAGCCAAGAGUCGCCACAGGACGCCUCCGGCAGGCCACGGCGCGUUUCUGAAGACAGACCAAAGUUAGACAAGAGUCACAGCACGCCGGCCUACGACAUGGACGGCGAUGGCACACUCCCUGGUGGCAUUGGCUCGAAUUCUGGGGGCAUUUCCUCUUUGUUGUCCGGCACAAGUGACCGAUCGCCUGCAAACCUUAAGACCCCAAACAGCGCCAAACACGGGUCAUCCUCGACAAACUUCUUCACCUCACACGAGACAAAGACAACACUAGUAAGCUCGGGGGAUGUGACGCCCUCAAUCUCUCGCUCUGGCGUCGGCAGGGACGCCCCGGCGACCGUUCCACCCACCAUCAUAUCGUCGACGACCACGAACGUCGGGACGAAUGCCGCAGAACAUUUCAGGUCCCAGGUGGUGUUCCCCGUCCAGGGUCACACUCCCUCAGAGUUGGCUGUUAAUGCUUCAGGAGAGAGACACAGCAGUGGUGGUGGUAACAGGAGACUGGGUGGUAGUGAUGGUGGUGGUGGUAUUAAUAGCAGCGACGGAAGAGUUAGCACGAGUAGCAGUGGCAUUAGUGGUGUUGAGAGCAUGAACACUCAGCAGGUGGUUCUUCCCUCCUCUGCCUGCCAGCCAUCCACGUCAUCGGCCUCAGCUGUGGUGCUGCGAGAAACACGUAGCAGCUCCCCGUCUGUGUGGCGGCGGGGCUUUAUGGUGACAGAUCGUGGGAGUCGGAGAAUCUCUUGCCGUGAGCUCGGACAAGGAGACCAUCAGGGUUGGCUGCACCGUCGCCGUGACAACAAGGGGUUCCUGCUGCCACAUCGCUGGGAGCGUCGCUGGUUCAUCCUUAAGAAGAACUACCUCUAUGGUUAUCGCGAUCGUGAGGCGGUGCGGGCAGACUCGCUCAUCUACCUGCCGGGGUUCCACGUCUGUCCAGCCACCGACGUCAAGGCCAAGAAGUUUGCGUUCAAAAUCUACCAUUCUAGUGGCGCCACGUUUUACUUCGCCUGUGACACCAGUGAGGAGAGAAGCAGGUGGAUGAGUCAAAUGGGCCUCUCUGCCAUCACCUCCCUCACCUCAAACCACCGCCAGCACCACAACACCCACCAGCAACAACCGGGAGAAGAAGUCUAUUACAGCGAAACAGAUGAGGAGCUGGAGGAACGAUCGUCACCGUCACGAAGGUCACCGCAGUCCACCCAGUCUAGGACGUCGCCGAGCAAGGAGGCCGUCGGGUCUAUCUGGCGAGGAGGUUCGGCGAGUCCCUCUAGGAGUACCCAGGGCCGCGGUACACCCCUUGGCUCCCUAGCUGCACUGAGUUCGGGCAAGAGUCAAGGUCUGAGGUUCCUGCAGCCAUCGAGGGACAUGUUGAAUCAGCCGGUGCCCACUGCAUCUUUCCGUAGCUACAGACGGGUGAGUGAGAGCAGCAGUAGGAGCACCUCCACGGGUGACCUGCGGGGAGUGAACAAGCCAGAGACGCCGGCAGCUACGCCGGUCGGCUUCGACGGAGGAUCUGGACGGAGGAUCACCAGGAAGAACAGUCUCCGCGACCGCCUGCGUCAGCUGCCGGCGCCUUUCACCCUGGAGCGGCGGAGACAGGCGGCGAGUAGAGGAACACCGAACGGCCAGGACCAACAGAAACAAAACAAGAAACAACAACAAGAGCAAGUUGAAGUAGUAGAGGAUGUUGAGCCUCAGAAGUCACAAGUAAGAGUAGUGAGGACUGACAGUACUGUACCACCUCCAGACAACACCACCAGUGUUGACUGCCAGCCUGCUGAUGGUGCUCAGGAUGUGUUGGUGGGUGGGCAGCGCCAGCGUCCACACUAUAUGCUCCCAACCCGUGCUAGUACCCAGUACUCUCCUGCCAGACCUUCUUCGGUUGACUUAGAUACUCGAAGUAGCCCCAGUAGAGUAGGCAAUGGAAGAUGGGGGGGAACGCCCCCGCCCAGUGGGCGAUGUAGUCCGUCUAAGUUUGAAAUGGGCGGACGACGCAGCAGUGUUGGGGGAGAGUCGCCCGUCAGGUCGCUAUCGCCAAGAAGAGGUUCUCUGGACUGCUUGGCCUGGUCACACCCACGAGCUCUCUCUCCUCCCACGUCACCACUUAACACGCCCACUCGCAGCUCUCACGGCUCCACCAGCAGUCUACUGGCAUCGGAGGAGUACCGUGAAGGCUCUCCUGAGAAACUUUGGAUUAACUCCCUGCGCACCGACUCUUCCAGGCCGAGGCCAAACGCACGUUCUUCCCCCGAGAAGAGGGAUGGAAGAUCGCGUUCUGGUUCUGGGGAAACCAGUUUACCCGAUCGUCUGAAGCGCACUGCACUCUACCACCCGCCUCAGCUUCGCAGUCGAGGCGACCCAAUGAAAGCCGCUUUUGAAUUAGCACUGGACCCCAGUAGUGGACAACUUAUUGUAGACAAUGGCAGAGAUGAUGCCAGGCCUUCUGUUGCCCCGCCUGAUGCGUCAUCGCAGUCGUCCUCCCACCACUGCUACAUGGAGCAGUGGGAGCAAGGAGCCGCUACUCCCGCCAAAAAGUCACAACAGACCGCCAGCACCGUGACUCUGGCCAUCUGUCGGCCGGAGGUGCCGCCGAGAACCAAAUUCCUGUCCCCUAGUGAGCGCACUCUUCCCACCUCCUCUCUCUCAGCCGCACUCCCCACCAGCUCCUCCUCCUCCACCCUCAGCAUCGGCUCCUCCACGUCUUCCCUCUUGUCUUCCCACCAGUCCCGCUCCUCCGUGCCCUCCCCAUCUUUUGGGCCGCCGGACUCGCCGGGGCACAACAGGACUUCAAAACCCAUACCUAACCUGACCAUCAGAGCACAUAACGAAGACUCCGACACUGUGCGCACGCCUCUCAAGCCGGCUAUGGGCGUGUCCAUGAUCGGGAAACAGCGUAGGACCCCGAGCGUCAUGUCUCCCCGGGACAUUUUCUUCUCGUCGCCUCCGUCGUCCCCCACAACCCCAAACAAACCGGGUGUCGUGUCUCCGGUUGUUUCCAGCACCACGUCGAGUAUAUCCACCACGGCUACGUAUCCAAUAGCACCUUAUCCUCACAACAUAAUGGGGAAGACCUCAACGCCCGCCAAGUUACGAAACCAAAAGAUCCUUCCACAUUACCCCGGCAUGGAGUACCCACCCGUGUUUGAGCCGGGGUCGUACUCUCUGUGUGGGAGUCCUCCGGAUCAGUCGCUCUAUCAGGUGCCUCUGGCGGCUCACCUGCAGGAGCAGCAGGGGGCAGCGCUCGACAGUGACGGCAACACUUCCUGCACCAGCAUCGAGACGCACGUAAUGUUUAAUGUGGGUCAGGCGGGUCACGGGUCUCCGCACAUGACUAACAGGGCGUCAUCUUCGGAUCUCGCUCUACAGGAGAUACAGAACAGUGGUUCUGAUGGAGGGAGCUGCCAGGAGCAGGGUGCUCCCGGCCGGGAUUACAAGACUCACAGAAGUAUUCACGUGGGCAGCUCCGUAGGCCCGGGUGCCCACCACAGUGUACACGUCAUAAUGCCCGUUCAGUCCGCGUCACAACAAAACUUAUACGUCACCUCCAUGUCUGGGUCCGGUUCGCAUCAGAAUUUAUAUGUGAGUGCACCGGGCCCCGGCACUCACCAGAAUAUAUACGUGACCUCUCCCGUGUCGACGUCGUAUCAAAAUAUGCACGUCACCGCCCACCAGAAUGUGUACGUCAGCACUCCCACGAGGUCCAGCACGCAACACAAUAUCUACGUGACCUCACCAUCGGGGAUAAGCACUCUACAGAGUAUGAAUGUCACAAGUGUUUUAAGACCGACCGUGUCUGAGCAACAAGAAGUGGGCGGUGAGCGAGCUAAGUCAAUACACGGGCUGAGCUCCUAUGCCGAAGGUCAGAGUAAGGAGACGAGCGGUUCCAGGAGGCCGUCGUCAAUGUCGCACCCGGCACCGAGACUGCUCCUUCCGGGGCCUCCCGACUCUCCGCCGAGUGAUAGUGAAUCUGAUCUAAAAUCUUCAUCCACACAGACGGAGUCUACGGCCUAGACAUACGACUCGUGACGUGUGCGGCCGAGGUCGUGACAAUCCAAAUGGUAGCUAGAAAGUCUCUCGCUGCUACAACAUUGGUGCACCGCACGCACGUAUGGUGUUGAAUGGAACGGUGCUUUAAAUCCUUACGUAACGACCGCUCAACCUUACCAUGUCAGGUCAACGUUUCAUGUAAAUGAGAGUGUGAGAGCCGAGGUUUAUGGCUUUAAAAUGUGCUUUCAUAGAAUUAGGUCUAUAACAAUAUAUAGUCUGUUGUUCUGGCACGUGCGGUGUGGCGGUGGAGCCGUGGCGUGGGCUCCACGCACUGCACCGCCACUCCAGAAUGAACCCUUCUCCAUUGCCUUAAAGGUAAUUCAUUAAAUGCUCAUAUAUAAAAGAAGGAGUUGUAUAUAUUUCUACAGUUUUAUAAUCAUCGGGUGAUAAGAGUUGGCAUUAGACCGUUGUUUUAUUUAUAAGUUAUCAAUCACAAGUUAACUUUAUAUAAAAUAUCAACAAGUUAUCGAUAUUUGUGAAAGUCUAUUAAUAUUAUUUAGAAUAUAGAACUUCAAGCAGGCUAGGUCACAUGAUCCAAGCUGCUGACACCAAAAUAACUUCAUACAGGGUACAUUCCACGACACAGUCCUCCUGCAGUGGCUCUCAAACUACUGUACGUGUCGGCUCGAUGCUUUGUGUUGAUGUCUCGACCCGUCGGUAACCGUUGUGUUGCUGCGAUGAUCACUUUGAGUUGCUCCACGCGCUAUACAGUGUGGGCUUAAAUACAGAUACAAUUCAUACACAAACACACACAAAAUAGCUUUCAUUUUUAUAAUACCGAGACGGGAUGUAGUAAUUCUCGCUGGGAAAUUGUUUUAGGAGACACUAUAUGUACUGUUUUUUACCAUAAAACAUCGUAGCAUUAUUUGGUAUCGGUUAUAUCGGUCUAAAACGUUAAUUCUUGCUGGGAAUUUGUUUUAGCAGACACCAUAUAUACUGUUUAUAACCAUCGGGCAUCGGUAUUGAUUAUAUCCGUCGAAAACAAACUGGAUUUUUUUUUU
Molecule: messenger RNA, 7036 nt
Organism: Homarus americanus (American lobster)
Lineage: Eukaryota; Metazoa; Arthropoda; Malacostraca; Decapoda; Nephropidae
Gene: cnk
Product: serine-rich adhesin for platelets-like
Exons: 19
Coding region: 60-5999 (1979 amino acids)
Molecular function (GO): protein binding
Source: RefSeq, a predicted model, not a curated record